Molecule: messenger RNA, 1188 nt
Organism: Coprinopsis cinerea okayama7#130
Lineage: Eukaryota; Fungi; Basidiomycota; Agaricomycetes; Agaricales; Psathyrellaceae
Product: serine/threonine protein phosphatase PP2A-associated protein
Exons: 6
Coding region: 1-1188 (395 amino acids)
Biological process (GO): regulation of signal transduction; regulation of dephosphorylation
Cellular component (GO): cytosol
Molecular function (GO): protein phosphatase 2A binding
Source: RefSeq, a predicted model, not a curated record
AUGUCACAAACACUACCGCUCGCAACACUGUAUUCCUCGGCUCUUGGGAACUUGUCCAAGGCUAUUAACCUACCCCCAGGAACGGAUGCUGGCCCUGAUUUGAUCUCAAAAAGCUACAGCGAUCUAAAACGGAUUCACUCAGAAAUCGUCAACCUAGCGAUAUUCAGUCCUAAUGAGACAGUAGAAGACAUUGCAACACGGGAUUUGGUUUAUGUCUCUCUACCAUGGACUCUUGCAGAGGCGCAAAGUAGGCUGAGGAAGGACGGUCGGGGUGAACGACUGGAAUCAAUUGCUCAAGCUCUCCAAUACAUGAAGAGCUUCAUAUCACUACUGGAGACAUACGAAAUAGUCCCUGAAACCGAGCGUGAACUCUACUCGAAGAAAGCUAACGAAGUCAGAGAUCCCGCCAGACUCAGAGAGCUCAAGAUCAACCAGUUCAAGAAAGAGAAAGAACUCAAAGGGAGGAUAGAGGCGCUGAGGAAACGGCAAUCCCAAAAAGCUCCAGAAACCGAUAGCUUCCAGUCCGACUUUGACUUGAUUGCAUCCCUCCUUCCGACAGCAGCCCAGCCAAAAGAAGAGAAGGAAUUGGACCCUGAAACGGAUGAAAUCUUGCGAGAGACCACCCUCAUCGUUCUGCGGCUCCUGUACGCCCAGGCUCAAACACAGACAGAGAUGCUAGAGAGGGAGAUAGAAAUGCUCAAGAUGGCACCCCCAUCACCAAUUCUCACUGCUGAGGCAAUGAGCCAGGAUGACAGGAUUAAAAUGCGACAGGAAGAGGCCGCACUGUGGAGAUUAGAUGCCCCUCGCCCCACGGGAGGACCUGAUGGCAAAGGUCCCCUCCUCGACUCUAGCGGCAAGGUUCUCCGACCAUUUACCAUCCUCCCAUCGGACGCUGGAGAACGUGCGAGGCUUCAAGCGACUGUGUUUGGACCUGAUCACAAUCUCCCUACGAUGACCGUUGACGAAUACUUGAAGAUUGAACAGGAGCGGGGGAAUAUUAUCACCGGUGGAGGCCCUGCGUCGGAGAACAAACCAACAUCCAAAGAGGAACUUGCGCUUGCAGCUGAGAUGGAUGGAACUGCUGAAGGAGAGCUGAAAGCGGAGGAAAAGCGACAGAAGGAUGAGAAAUGGGCGCGUUUUACGGAUGCCAACCCGCGGGGUGCUGGUAACACGAUGAACAGAGGGUAG